Molecule: messenger RNA, 1845 nt
Organism: Symphalangus syndactylus (siamang)
Lineage: Eukaryota; Metazoa; Chordata; Mammalia; Primates; Hylobatidae
Gene: RPS13
Product: ribosomal protein S13
Biological process (GO): translation
Cellular component (GO): nucleolus; cytosolic small ribosomal subunit; ribosome
Molecular function (GO): small ribosomal subunit rRNA binding; structural constituent of ribosome
Source: RefSeq, a predicted model, not a curated record
GUCUUGCUCUGUUACCCAGGCUGGCGCGCAGUGGUGCUAUCUCGGCUCACCGCAAUCUCCUUCCCGGCUCCAGAGAUUCUCCACCUCAGCCUCCUUGGUAGCUGGAACCACAGGCACGAGCGAGCACGCCCGGCUAAUUCUUUGUAUUUAUAGAGAGGGGGUUUCGCCAUGUUGCCCAGCUUAGGUCUGUCUUAAAGGAGCUUCUUCCGGCCAGGCGCGGUGGCUCACGCCUGUAAUCCCAGCACUUUGGGAGGCCGAGGCGGGCGGAUCACCUGAGGUCGGGAGUUCGAGACCAGCCUGACCAACAUGGAAAAACCCGUCUCUACUAGAAAUACAAAAUUAGCUGGGCGUGGUGGCGCAUGCCUGUGAUCCCAGCUACUAAGGAGACUGAGGCAGGAGAAUAGCUUGAACCCGGGAGGCGGAGGUUGCGGCGAGCCGAGAUGGCGCCAUUGCACUCCAGCCUGGGAAUCAAGAGCGAAACUCUGUCUCAAAAAAAAAAAAAAAAAAAGCUUCUUCCUUGACGGUUCCCUUUUCCCAGGAAAUUCAAAUGCCUCAUUUUAUCCCUCAUCCUCUUGGCCUUUGCAAUCUUGCUCCCAAGGCUCUUCCCUGCCCGUCAACUCUCUCACUUGGGAACACGGCUCCGUAAGCCUCUGCCCAAUCCUUCUCACCGGCAAGCCCUGCGCCCCAGAGCUCUGCGCAGGGGAAUUCGAGUGCAGAGGGCAGCAAGCAUCCGCAGGGAUCUGGCUCAACUCCUUAGACCGGUUCUUCACCGUCAGUGACUCUCCCCUGACAGAUAAGGGUAGGAUUUAGAAAUGAGAAAUGGAAGCACUGGCUGGGCGGUAGCCGCUACCAUGGCUUCCCGUGUGGUCCUCAUCACAUGCUAUUGUAUCUGUUAAUUUAUUAGGCGCAGGGCCGGCUCUGAGGGAUCUAGUGCCAGGACAAAGCCAGGCACUGGUGAAUGAGCAAACACCUGUGUAUAUCUGCUUCUUCCAGCCCUACCUGCUCCAUACCCACCCCCAGCGCAGCAUUCGAAUCUUUAUGAUCUCGGCGUCCGCAGUAGGGAAUUUCGACGCAAGCUGGCGUCAGCCUCAAAUUCCCGCUCUGGCCACAAGGCUGACUAAAGACUGAUGCAUGCCGGGAUGAGGCCCCGCUGAUUGACGAAUCUCUUGCGACGCUGAAAUGCAUUUCGGGAGAUGUAGUCACACAGACACCGGUGGCUGCGCAGCGUAGCUCCGCCUUCUGCGUGCGAGGAAGCGGGGACGUGUGAGGUCACUUCCUGCGUGUUGGGUGGCUUCCUGCGGCGUUUCCACUCUCGCUCUCCUUUCGUUGCCUGAUCGCCGCCAUCAUGGGUCGCAUGCAUGCUCCCGGGAAGGGCCUGUCCCAGUCGGCUUUACCCUAUCGACGCAGCGUCCCCACUUGGUUGAAGUUGACAUCUGACGACGUGAAAGAGCAGAUUUACAAACUGGCCAAGAAGGGCCUGACUCCUUCACAGAUCGGUGUAAUCCUGAGAGAUUCACAUGGUGUUGCACAAGUACGUUUUGUGACAGGCAAUAAAAUUUUAAGAAUUCUUAAGUCUAAGGGACUUGCUCCUGAUCUUCCUGAAGAUCUCUACCAUUUAAUUAAGAAAGCAGUUGCUGUUCGAAAGCAUCUUGAGAGGAACAGAAAGGAUAAGGAUGCUAAAUUCCGUCUGAUUCUGAUAGAGAGCCGGAUUCACCGUUUGGCUCGAUAUUAUAAGACCAAGCGAGUCCUCCCUCCCAAUUGGAAAUAUGAAUCAUCUACAGCCUCUGCCCUGGUUGCAUAAAUUUGUCUGUGUACUCAAGCAAUAAAAUGAUUGUUUAACUAAAA